Arabis nemorensis is the source of this 783-nucleotide messenger RNA. The record is from the annotation of a GenBank genome assembly. NCBI's taxonomy places the organism in Eukaryota, Viridiplantae, Streptophyta, Magnoliopsida, Brassicales, Brassicaceae.
AUGAGGAAUUACUCUGUCUACAACACUCUCUUGGGAUCUUACACUAAAUCUGAGAAAACACUAGACAAAGCCGAGUCCACGUUUCAGAAAAUGAGAGAUCUCGGUUUCCUCUUGAAACCUUCCCCGUACAACUCGAUGAUUUCUCUCUAUGGUCAGCUCAAGAAACAAGAUAUGGUCGAGAAACUUCAACGUGAGCUGAAGGAAACCAAUGUGAAGGAGAUGGAGAAGUCUAAAACGGCGUUGGUUGAUGAGAAAGGAAAGAAACCGGAUAAAGACAGACCCAUUGCAGUGAAACUAGUGUUUGUUCCUAUAGAAGAAGCAAACGAUCUUUGGAAUGAGUACAAGAAUGAAGGAAAGGUGAAGGAUAGUAAAUAUCCAAGUGCGAUUCGCUCUUUGUUGAAGCUGAAAAAUGUACAAGAAGCAGAGAAGUUAUAUGGAGAGUGGUACCCGAAUGGACCGAAGCUGGAUAUGAGCAUACCGGAAUUGCUGAUUUCCCCGUUUCGCACGGAAGGGAACGAAUCCAAAGUUGAGGAAUUGGUCAAGUCGAUAAGAAAGAAGAGGAUUGUGAAGCAAUUAAAAAUGUUGGUGAAUGUUGUGAUUCCGAGGCCCAAUCCCAAUCAGGAUCCAACACAUGGAGUUGGAAAGGUUUUCUUGGAGUACGCCAAUGUGAAUGGGGCAUCAAAGGCUAGAACGGAGAUGCACGGAAGGAAAUUUGGAGGGAACCAAGUCUUUGUUGUGUACUACCCAGAAAGCAGAUAUGCGCAUGGGGACUACACAGGCUGA